Thyridium curvatum is the source of this 1209-nucleotide messenger RNA. RefSeq lists its product as uncharacterized. The record is from RefSeq and is a predicted model, not a curated record. The transcript has 2 exons. Lineage: Eukaryota; Fungi; Ascomycota; Sordariomycetes; Thyridiales; Thyridiaceae. Bases 1 to 1209 code for a protein of 402 amino acids.
AUGGACGCCCCGGAGCAGAAGCGCAGCGUCUAUGACGACUACGAGGCCGACGAUGGCUCACCGCGUCCCGCCAAGGUGCCGCGCACUUCCGGCUUCUUCGGCACCGCUCUGAGAGCCGCACCUGUUGUGUUGCGCAUGCAUUACCCCCCCAAUGAACUCACACCACAUAACACACCCCAUCUCGAUCCGUGCGCGAUUUCUUCAUUACAUCACCAUAUCCAUCAGAAACCGCCCUUUGCUGACGUGCACACGAAAAUGAAAGGCGUGGGCCAUCUCCUGUCCACCCCGCAGAGGGCCCUCAACGACAUUGCGGCGCGCGCAUCCAGCAUGUCACCAUCGCGGCAGGUCGCCUCUAAGCAAGAAGACGGCGCGACGGCGGCCCAGGACGCGGCGCAGCAGCCCGAGCCUUCGCCCGUCAAGAAGCUCUUCGCGGCCGCCGUCCCUUCCUUCUCGCCCGCGGCCGCCGGUGCCGCGUCCUCGUCGGCCGCUGCUAAGCCCAGCCCCAGGGCGCGCACGCCCAAGCAGGUCGCCAUCGCCAGCCCCGUCAGCCAGCAGCCGCCCAAGAGCAGCGCGCGCAAGGGCGGCAAGACGCCCACCGCUCAGGCCAAGACUUCGCCCGCCAAGUCCGCCGGCGGCGGCACGCACCCCAUCGCCUACAUGUCCGAGGUCGAGGACGGCGCGUCGUCGUCGUCGGUCUCGCCGGGCAAGCAGCCGCCUGCCCGCAAGAGCCUGUCCGCCGAGCAGGUCUUUUCCAUUGCGCGCAUUCAGAAUCACCGCACCGAGGCCGGCCUCGAGCCCGAAGUCCACGUCAUCUGGGAGGGGCCCGACGCCGGCAGCCCCAGCUGGGAGCCCGAGGCUGUCAUCCAGCAGGACGCGCCCGACGCGCUCCUGGAGUACUGGGCGAGCAUGGAAGGUGGCCGCGGCGCGUAUCCCCCCUACGCCGGUCCGGACCCCACCGAUGUCGUCUUUGCCAUCAUCGGCCACGAGUGGGUGAAGCGCCAGGGCACCAAGCGCAAGCGCGGCGUCGCGACGGCCAAGGGCAGAGGCAAGCGAGCGGCCAAGGAGCUGUGCCUGCGGGUGCAGUGGCUCGGUUUCCCCGAGUCCGAGGCGACGCUCGAGGCCGAGGAGCGGUUCCGCAAGGACCAGCCCAAGCUCGUGCAGCUCUACUGGAGCAAGGUUGGCGGUCGUCCGCUGCAGCCCGACGCGUGA